Molecule: messenger RNA, 1113 nt
Organism: Recurvomyces mirabilis
Lineage: Eukaryota; Fungi; Ascomycota; Dothideomycetes; Mycosphaerellales; Teratosphaeriaceae
Gene: PG1
Product: Polygalacturonase 1
Exons: 4
Coding region: 1-1113 (370 amino acids)
Biological process (GO): pectin catabolic process
Cellular component (GO): extracellular region
Molecular function (GO): polygalacturonase activity
Source: RefSeq, a predicted model, not a curated record
AUGCAAUACACCACUUCCACUCUCGCCUUGGCGCUGGCGCUAUUCGGCGGUUCUGCUCUUGCCACUCCCAUCCAGGUUGAGGAGAGGGCUUCCACUUCGUGUACCUUCUCCGGUAGCACUGGCGCGGCUGCUGUCGCCAAGUCAAAGACUUCUUGCUCGGCCAUUGUCUUGUCGUCUCUUGUAGUGCCGGCUGGGACCACACUUGAUCUUACUGGGUUGAAGCAGGGCACUACGGUCACUUUCCAGGGCACGACAACUUUUGGCUACAAGGAGUGGGCUGGUCCUCUCGUCAGCGUCUCCGGUACCGAUAUCUCUGUCACUGGCGCUUCCGGUGCAAUUCUCGACGGCGGAGGGGCCAAGUACUGGGAUGGCCAGGGCUCGAACGGUGGCAAGACCAAGCCCAAGUUCUUCUAUGCCCACAACAUGAUCGGCAAAUCUUCAAUCAACAGCCUCAAUAUCAAGAACACCCCAGUUCAGGUAUACAGCGUCAACGGCGCCGAUGGUCUGACCAUCAACGGAGGCACCAUCGACAACUCCGCGGGUGAUGCUGGAGGUGGGCACAACACCGAUUGUUUCGAUGUGGGCAGCAUCACUGGCCUUACGAUCUCCGGGAUCACCUGCAAGAACCAGGAUGACUGUCUCGCCAUCAACUCCGGCACGGAUAUCACGUUCACCGGUGGUACCUGCUCAGGCGGUCAUGGUCUCUCCAUCGGCUCCGUCGGCGGACGCUCCGACAACACCGUCAGCGGUGUCACGAUCGAGAACUCCAGCAUCAGCAACUCGCAGAACGGUGUCCGUAUCAAGACUGUCUCUGGCGCUACUGGCUCUGUUAAGGGUGUUACGUACAAAAACAUCAAGCUCUCCGGCAUCACCAAAUACGGUGUGGUCAUUGAGCAGGAUUAUGAGAACGGCUCGCCAACUGGCACCCCAACAAGCGGUGUCCCGAUUACCGGUCUCACGCUCAAUGGCAUCACUGGCUCCGUCACCAGCUCUGCGACUGAGGUGCAAAUUCUGUGCGCCGCUUGCUCCGGCUGGACCUGGUCUGGUGUCAGUGUGACUGGUGGCAAGAAGAGCAGCUCCUGCAAGGGUGUGCCGUCGGGCGCCUCCUGCUAG